Cavenderia fasciculata is the source of this 2994-nucleotide messenger RNA. RefSeq lists its product as uncharacterized. The transcript has 10 exons. The record is from RefSeq and is a predicted model, not a curated record. Lineage: Eukaryota; Evosea; Eumycetozoa; Acytosteliales; Cavenderiaceae. The coding region runs from base 1 to 2994 and encodes 997 amino acids.
AUGGAAUUGGAAAAAGCUUUAAACUUUUAUAAAUUUUAUAUAAAGAUUAAUCUAUCUUUUGCAAAAGAAGAAGAAGUCAGAGUCAGAGUCAGAAUCAAAAAAAGGAGUCAGAGAUCAAUGUCAAAUACAUAUAGGUCAUUGUAUACCACCACACGUGUGGCGUUUUUGCUACUUUGUUUGGCAUUCAUACUAUCUUUUUCAACAUCACAAGCAGCGGUCCAACAAUCAACUCUACCAACCGACGAAUUCAAUAGUGUAGCUUAUCUAUUCUACCAAUACGGUAUUGGUGCCUUUACAGUACCAUUAAAUGACCAAACAUGUAAUUUUUCUCUCAACUCUUGGCAACCCGUCAAAUGCCUAACUAUAGAUGGACAAGUUCAUGUUACUCAAAUAAAUAUUGAUGCAACCUAUUUCACAUAUCAAGCACCAACUGGACAACUAAAUCCAAUGAUGUUAUCAUUACCGUACCUACUUACAUUCCGAGUCAAUCAAAUUGUUACAGUCACCAGUCCCAACGUUCAAAUCAUCGAUUUUUUCCAUACACUCUACAGGAUCCAAUCGAUUGAGUUCUAUGCAGACCCAACGAUUACAGCCAUACCCAAUGAUUAUUUACCAGCUACAUCUUUUCCAAGUCUUCAAUCCAUUACAUUUCAAGGAAACAAAAAUUUAGUAUCACUUGGUAACUUUUUCAAUGGAACAGGUGCUCACAUUAUGAUGAUUCUAAACAACCCACUUUUAGUAAUUCAAUUAACUCAAAGUAAUAUCUUGUUGAAGAAUUUGAACACUCUUGUUUUAAGUUUUUCAAAGCCAAGUAGUUUGUUUGUGUAUGAGAGUUCUUUUCCAAAUUUAAAGUCUCUCUCAUUGGAUGCAGUCAAUAUUCCUGCUCCAAUGCCAGUCGUAAUCAAUAGUUCAGUAUUAUCUGAUUUUUCAAUAACAUUAGCUGGAGCCAAUACAAGUAUUAAUCCCUCAGACUUGGGUCAAUACAGAUCACUAACAUUAUUUAGAGCAACUUCAAUAAUACAAGAUUUGUCUGGGUUUACAUCAAUAUCAUCUUCUUUGGUUCAAUAUAAUGUAGCAAAUAAUAAUUUGGCAACAUUCCCAUACGAAAUAUUUAGUGGAACCAGAACACUUGCAUUUGAUGCAUACAAUAAUUAUCAACUAUCAAGUCCAAUCCCACCUCAAUUCUGUACAAACAAGAUUGACAUUAGAAAUACAUCGAUUACAUCGGUUCCCGAUUGUUUUUGGUGUUAUCCAUCGGCAAUGAAAUCAGACUUGGUAGCACCUCCCGGAUUUGGCUGCAAACCAACUCUCAACACAACCGGUGUUUUACCAUCAUUGGGUGGAUUUGUAACCUUGAUUGGAUCAAAUCUUGGAUGGGCAGAAGGUAACCCUAAUCUAUCAACUUUAAUCCCAAAUUCAAAGAUAUUAUACCGAUAUUUGACAAUAGGAUCACCUGAAGAUGUUAUCAUUCAUUUAUCACCAUCAGUUGCAAUUGGCGCAUCGGUUAUAUAUGCUGAUAUUACUUGGUCAACCAUCACUCACAUCAUUACACCCAAUGGUGGUGUCAUUUUAGCGUACCAAUCGGUCGUUUAUAAUCCCUAUCUUUCGCAUUCGGUUAGUUUGAUUAGCCAAGACAAGGGAAUCACCAAUAUCAAAUGCACAAUCAUUUCCAACGUAUCUUGUGAAGUUCCCAUUAUUAAUGGUGGAUCUUAUGAACUCAUUACAUCCAAUCAAUAUAGAACUGUUAAAACUUUUAUUAAAAUUGAUACACCAAUUUCAUAUCCAUUAGUAACAUCAGCACAAUUAACAGGAUUACAAUUAUCGAUAAAUGGUGAAUUUGGAAUUUCGCAAGCAGUAAAUAAUAUUGUAAAAUUAAAUAAUACAAUGAUAUGUACUAUAACAAGUAAAAAUCAAACGGUUAUUGAAUGUACUUUAUCGGGAUCCCCAACACCAGGUCUAGCAUCACUUCAAGUGAUUGUCGACGCCAACCCAAUUUCACUCAGCAAUAUGGUCUCUGUUCCAUUCCCACCAUCAAUAGAUUUAAAACAAAAGUGUAUCCAAGAUACCUUAAAUUGUUAUGGUCAUGGUCAAUGUAAUGAUUUAGGAAUAUGUCUAUGCGAACAAAAUUAUUAUGAUAAUUGUAGAUAUUUUAAAAAUCCAAAUGUAACAUUUGUUCAAAAUGAUACAAAACCAGUUGCAACAUUUGAAUUGGAUGGAUAUCAAUUCUUUUUCUCAUUGGUUGCAAUUCAAGAAUUGGAUGCUGAUGAUAAAAUAGUUCAAGAAUUAAUUACUGAUAAAUGGAAUGUUACUGAUUUAUCAGGUGAUGAUCUUACAUCACUCCAUUACAGGCUAUUGAUCAAUUCAACAUUGUAUCCUACUCUAUCACCAGUUGUCAAUGUUACAUCAUUGAUUGAAUAUUCAACACAAGAUAGACAAUUACCAUUUGGUGAUAGUAUGGUAUCAGUCGGUGCAAAUAGUAUUAAAGUUGGAGUAAAUGUUACUGGAUGGCAAUACCGAUCGAUUUUAUCACAUCUCAGAGUUGUAUUCUCGACGAUUGUCAAUAAUGAACAAAAAACCAUUCAAUCAUGUUCAUCGAAUGAUAUUCCAACAUUUGAAGAGAUCCUAGGAAGUGAUAGUUAUUUAAGAGUUAUCAAGAAUAAUACACAAUUCUAUGGUCGUUUCCUUUCCUAUUCCUAUUCAGAUGGUAGAAAGACAUUUUCAAGAAAUGAAUUAAUUAAUCAAACUAGUAUCAUUGGCAAGAGUAAUGAAUCAUUGGCGUUGAUUGGUGUACAUAUACCUCAAUGUGCUUCAUGUCUAUUAGACCCUGAUUUUAGUGCGUUGGUAGUAGGUCAAGACAAAGAGUCAAACCAAGAUUGUUCAUCAAAAUCAUCAAACACUUGGAAAAUUGCUGUUGGUGUAGCAGUUGGUGGUGCAGUAUUAAUAGCAUUAAUAAUUGGAGCGGUAGUCUAUUUAAAGGAUAAUUUGGUUUCUUAA